AGUAAAAGACAAACGCUUAUAAAAACCCGCAUUCUGCUCCGAUUGCGCUGGUGAUCGUGGUAUUUCAGGUGCGACACUUCGGAAAAUGUAAAGUGUAAAGUUUCGCAUCAGGUAAGGAAGUGUCAUCGCGUUUACAUGGGAGGGGAACGCAAUUUGACUAAUUUUAGCUGCGAUAGCAAGUUUGCAGAUGUGACGAACUUGGUCGCGUCAAUGUGCUUUUAGCUUUCCGGUUGAAAAUUGUGGACAUAUUUGCCCCGGGAGGUGUGCUAGCCCUGGGUGCGGUCCCGUGUCUUACAAUACUGAAGACAAUCCCUGCAGACCCGAACGCCCCCGGGUUACGGGAGGGUGAUCUGCCGUUUGGUUUGCUGGAUUGGUCCUCUCGGAGGUUUUCGCCACCUAUCAGAGCUGCGCUCCCCUCCAUUCUGACUGAAUGCAGCUGAAUAUGCGGGGAAAUACGCCGUGAGAGAACUGGCCUGUGAGGUGAGGGAACCACAUCACUAUCAUCGCUAAACGGAAAGCCGAGAAACCUGAGAUUCUGAUGGAGGAGAGGUCUGGGGGCCUUCGGGACGGACGCCAUGUCGUCAUGUGUCUCCGCCCUGCCCUCUGCUAAGCCUCCGCCCGCCUGCGGCUAUGCCCUGUGCCCGCCCCCAGCCACGCAGCCACGCCCACCGCACCGUCAGCACCCGCCGCCGCUGCUGCCCUCCGUGCUGAACCUGCCCCCAGCGGUCAUGGAGUCCCUCAUCGUGGUCACGGAGUACGAGCCCAGUGGGCCCGGCGAGGAGGUGGAGGACAUGGACAGCUCCGACACCCCCGAGCCGGCCACGUCCCCCAUGCACGAACGCCUGUCCCACGCAGGGAGCCCCGAGGCCCUCUUCCCCGAGUCCCGAGAGAGCCGGGCCCGGCUCAACCUGUCGGACCGCAAGCUGUCCCUCCAGGAGCGGACCCACACCGCCUCCUCGCCCUGCGGCUCCCCCGGCCUCAACGGGCGCUACAUCUACCCCUCCCUGCCCUACUCCCCCAUCACCUCCCCCCACGCCUCCCCCCGCCUCCCACGCCGGCCCACCGUGGAGUCGCACAGGGUCUCCAUCACCGACCUGCAGGACUGUGUGCAGCUCAACCAGUACAAGCUGAAAGAUGAGAUUGGAAAGGGCUCCUAUGGAGUCGUCAAGCUGGCGUACAACGAGGACGACAACACGUAUUAUGCAAUGAAAGUGCUGUCGAAGAAGAAGCUGAUGAGGCAGGCUGGCUUCCCGCGGCGACCCCCGCCUCGAGGUGCCAAGGUGGACUCCGAGGGCCCCCCCCAGCCCAAGGGACCCUUGGAGCGAGUGUACCAGGAGAUCGCCAUCCUGAAGAAGCUGGACCACCCCAACGUGGUGAAGCUAGUGGAGGUGCUGGACGAUCCCAGCGAGGACCAUCUGUACAUGGUUUUCGAGCUGGUCAAACAAGGGGCGGUGAUGGAGGUCCCGACAGAUAAACCGCUGACCGAAGACCAGGCCCGAUUCUACUUCCAGGACCUUCUGAGAGGAAUCGAGUUCUUGCAUUAUCAGAAGAUAAUUCAUCGAGACAUUAAGCCUUCCAACCUCUUGGUGGGGGAAGACGGUCACAUUAAAAUUGCUGACUUUGGGGUCAGUAACCAGUUCGAGGGCACGGACGCGCUACUGACGAGUACUGUGGGGACCCCGGCCUUCCUCGCACCCGAGACCCUUUCGGAGACCAGGAAAAACUUCUCUGGCAAGGCUCUGGAUGUGUGGGCAAUGGGAGUGACUCUGUAUUGUUUUGUAUUUGGAGUGUGUCCCUUCAUGGACGAACGUAUCCUCAGUCUCCACCAGAAGAUCAAGACCCAGCCAGUGGAGCUGCCAGAGCACGUCGAUGUGUCUGAGGACCUAAAGGACCUGCUCUUAAAGAUGCUGGACAAGAAUCCGGAAACCAGAAUCACAGUGCCACAAAUCAAGGUGCACCCGUGGGUGACGAGGCACGGCGCGGAGCCCCUCCCCUCGGAGGAUGAGAACUGCACCCUGAUCGAGGUGACGGAGGAGGAGGUGGAGAAUUCGGUCAAGCACAUCCCCAGCCUGGCCACGGUGAUCCUGGUGAAGACCAUGCUGCGCAAACGUUCUUUUGGGAACCCCUUUGACUGGGGCAGGAGGGAGAUGGAGAGGUGCCCCUCUGCUCCAGGAACCAUUCUGACCAAAGGCAGGGCAGGGAUUGGAAAAUACUGCUUCAUUCAUAGUAAUCAAAGGAAACAGGAGAGCGGGGACAACAUGAGGAACAUGGACUUGCCUUUCGUAGGGGAGGACGAGGUGCUGUCCUGAUCUGCUGCCGGAAGAAGGGGGAGGGAGCGGUCAGCAAGCCGUCCCCCCUUUUUUUUUUCCCCCCCAGAUUUAUCGUGGAGGGGGAAAGGCCCUCCGACAUUUUGGAGGGAAGGGGUGUCCCCCGCACCUCUGUGAUGCAUGGCGCUGUGGUGUGAGAGGGGCGUCCGCCCCCCCCCGCCCGGGGAUCACCUGUCUGCACCCCUGUCAUGCAUGCCUGUCUGCUGUGAAGCAUGCGCCGACCGCAAACCCGCCACCACCCUCAUCAUCUGUGCCAACUCCACCAGAUAUUAUACAUUUUUUUUCUACUCUCCUGUAACCCAGAGGCUCCCCCCUGCUUGUUUUGACCAAAAGACACCCCCCCCCCCAUCCCCCCACCCCCUCCGCGGUUGGGUGCAGGGAAGGAACGUCGUUAACGGUGAUGGGAGGCCAUGUUGGCCACACCUCCGAACAGCUGGUUUCACGACGGCUUUACCGCAACGCCUUCAGUGGAGCCAAUUUUUGUAACAUAUUCAACAUUUGAAAAAAAAGGGACUAUUAUUGAUUGCACAGUGUACAGCGGCAUAUCAUAGGGGUUGGGGGGGGAGGGUUACUUAUGCAUUUUACAUGUAAUAUUAAUGAGAUAGUAAUUUAAUGGAAAUUGUUGUCCAUAUUCAAAUAUCACGUAGUGUAGUAUUGAAAAAUGAGUUGUUGAAAUAUUUUUUUUUCUAUAUCCAUGAAGCACACCAAUUUCUUGUAACAGUAAGGAAUCCCUGUAGGGGUGUGUCUAUACAAUGGUUUAAAUAUCACUGGUUAGUACGCCGUAAGAUUGUUUUCAAACAGCGUUUCGCAAAAAUAGUUUGUUUUGCUUAUUGACAUGCAAUGGAGUGUUGUGCUGACCUCUUGACCUCAAAAAGCCUGUUUAUAUAUAAGAGACAAAGCAUGCGGUGUGGUCUCAGGGCUUUUAUUUUUCGAUGGGCGAUGCACUGCAGGUGAGAUGGAUAUCGUGGAAGUGUCCGGUGUCGUAAAACGAAACAGUGGUGCCCAGUCAGGAAGAGCACACCCUUGGUUGAACCGAACCCUUUCUGUAAGGCAUUAUAUAAUUAUGAAUGAUAAAUUACGGGAAAGUCCAAGUUUCAGUACGCCGUAAUAGAGGAUAAUAGAGAACGGUUUGAUCUAGUGUCCAGCAUAGCAUGUCUUAGUCUGGAGGGACCACGCUUCCAUUUAGGGCAACUCAGUACAUGGGUAUACAGAGCUGAUACACACACUAUGCAGACAAUGGAAAAAUGUUGCAUCUGGGCAGACGUGAGAAAAAAAAAUUUUGGUUCAUAACACAGUUCAUUUAGUGAUGAGUUAAUGCUGGCAGGACUGGGUACCCUCGGACUGACGCUAUGAUUCUCACUCCCUUGCUUUGUGCACUCUAGAUCCAGUCAGUGCUAGGUAGUCACAGUUAUAGGACAAUUCAGCAGUAUAUAAAUCAGUAUGUCAUAAAAUAAAUGCUUCCACAUAUUUGUCAUUUCAAGUAUGUGUAAAAUCUCGUAGAGAAAGGAAAGGGUUUGAGAGAAGUAACUAAUUUCACCUUUUUCAAGCUAGUUCAAGUUACUCUGAGCACAUAUCAAGUAGCUCUCUAAAUUAUAAACAGUCUUUCAAACGUAUUACUAUGCAUAAGGAAAUGUACUCUUUGGUGCAAUGCUCCUUCCUCCCCCUUUUGUUUUAUUUUUUCUUAUUGACCCUGGAAAAAGCCUGGUAAGUUCCCACGUGUGAAAACUCAUCAGCAGAAUUCACAAAUUUUGUGAACAUCUUCAAUCAGGUGUGUAUUGUGUAGUGAAAUACCUACCGAUGAAAAUGAAUGAACGAACCAUAUAAGACCAUGUACAAAAGUGAAACUAAUGGGGGAAAAAAAAACACAACAUGAAUGGGUGUAUUAAUUUGUAACAGUAUUUGUAAUGACAACAUCUUGCAAAUACCUGGAAGUGUAUUUGCCAAUUCACAUGGAGACAAAAAAACACUUAAAAUUUCAUGUGUUAACAAAGGAUGUUCUUUCUUUCAAGUCACACAAUUUUCAGAAAUUACCUUUAAAUUCAAAUCAUUAAAGACAGGAGAACAACAUCACACACGAGACAAAACAAUGCCUUUGCAAUGCCAAUGCACCUCGGUCUCAGGCUACAACCUUGUCACUUAUCGAACCGAAGCGGCAAAUGUAAUGUCAAAUUUAAAUAUCGUCCAAAGGAAUUAUGGGAAGGGUUAUGAGCAUGUGCAGGGACUCUUUAGUGACCAGCAUCCAGAGCAACACUUCAACAGGAGGGCUUGACUGCAGGGUGCCCGUGUGAGCACCCAACCCACGUGACUGUAAAAUACCUGUAUUUCUACCUGUGUACUUACUCUUAUAUCUCUUUUUGUAACGCCCUUAAACCCAUUCUUAACAGGAGAGCUAUGACUACAUUUGCCAACCCUCAUAUCUCAUAGCUUACUCCUUUUCAGCGUAGUAAUAAACUUUAGAGUAACUGGGUAUAUGAAUACACUACCCGACUGCAUGCUGACAUAUAUAAGCACUAAAUACACUAAGUUUUGGUGUAGUUCUGUGGAAGCCAAUGGGUGAGUGAGCUUGUGGUUUAUUACCCUCUGCAUAUUGUAUCCAGUUGAUUGUUUCAAUAAACAUUACAGUUGCCUUUAA
This is a messenger RNA of Megalops cyprinoides (Indo-Pacific tarpon), 4959 nucleotides long. Its product is annotated as calcium/calmodulin-dependent protein kinase kinase 2-like. Gene Ontology annotation, molecular function: ATP binding; protein kinase activity. Bases 576 to 2309 code for a protein of 577 amino acids. Gene Ontology annotation, biological process: protein phosphorylation; activation of protein kinase activity; CAMKK-AMPK signaling cascade. Lineage: Eukaryota; Metazoa; Chordata; Actinopteri; Elopiformes; Megalopidae. The transcript is spliced from 17 exons. The record is from RefSeq and is a predicted model, not a curated record.